AUGGCGGCCUUUGGUGAAGUAAGAGGGUCGCCAAAGACAACAUGGCAUCAUGAUGAAUCCGGCAAGAUAUGGAUCUCGGAUCCCGAAUUCCUCGGCAACUUCGCAAACUCAGCGCGAGUAUGGUCAUACGGAUACAACUCGGAUCCCGCAGUCAACAUGACGCCCUCCAGCAUCGCGCUCCACGCCAACGAACUCCUCGCAACAAUCAUGGCCGGUUACACAGUGAAUGGUGGAGGAGGACCAACAAUCUUCAUUGCACAUGGUCUCGGCGGUGUCAUCGUCAAGAAGGCAGUAAUAUUAUCCUUGAGUUGUCCGGAGUACUUCAACAUCCGAGAUUCCAUCGCUGGCAUUGUAUUCCUGGACACGGUACAUCACGGCACUGAUUCUGAGGGCGUUUUGAAGGCAGUCAAAACUAUCGCGGCACUCAGUCUCCAAAAGGGAUCCUUGAAACCAUCAUGGGACGACACAAGGCAAUAUGCAGAUGCCGUCCGCGAAGUCAACACCACCUUUCUUGACAGGCUGCCUUCGGAACUUGAGAUGCUUAACUUCAUCGCAGUCAGGCGAGUUGAGCUAACUGUUGACGGUUCUGAAACGCACAAAACCUUGGUAGUGCCGAAACGGCGCGCUGAGCUCGACUCAUCUCAAAGCAAGACAUUAACCAUAGACUGCGACCACUUUCAACUCACAAGGUUCCCGUCCCCUGAGGAUAGGAUCUAUCUUCAGCUGGCUGAGCAAGUUGGCGAGUUGAUGACGAAGGCCUCGGCAGACACGUCUAGGAGGGUCUUCUUUCCGCCCGCGCCGCCGGUACUGCGAAGUUCUCCAGUUCCCAGACCGCCGUCACCGGAUCCAGGUAGUUAUCUUCUAAGACAUGGAUUUCUGAUAAAAGUAGACAUCCCUGUCCGACCACGCCCCCCGCCAAGCCGAGCCAUGGGGCUGCCCCCAGGCAUAAUACCUGCUGCACACGGUGGCAACGCUCACCAAGCAUGGUUGAAGAAGAAAAACAUCGAGUACAUGAAGGAACGCCGGGACAGGCUCAUAGACAGGCUUGGCACUUGGGACGAUGCUCAUCUUGGACACGACAUCAAUCCGAUGCCGGGCACAUGCACAUGGAUAGAGACGCAUCCAUUCUUUCUUGAAUGGUCCAAGUCCAACGCGACCGAAUACUUUUAUGUUUACGGAAGUGCUGGGUGUGGCAAGACAUAUCUCGCCAAGUCUGUUGCGAACCAUCUCUCUCGAGAUGCAUCAAAGCCAUGGGACCUGGUCUUCCCAUUCUUUUGCAAUGCAAGUUCAACAGGCAACAAAAAGCCACCCAUCAUGGAACACUUCAUCCGAGAGAUUCUUCGCGAACGGUCACAAUGGUUCGAAUUCUUGAGCAGCCAGUUCCUGUUCCCGGAUGCCGACGGGAGGUUCAGCAUGGCUGCGCUGUUUGGUAUCCUCCGGGACAUCAUGUCUCACCUGCAGUUGAGCCAGGGUCCUGGAAAGUCGAUUACAGUCUACUUGAUAGUGGAUGGGCUCCACGAAUGCGACGUGGGUUUUGUCAAAGAGUUUCUGGCUCUAGUAGCUAGUCUUAUCGACCACCCGGUCGCUCGUUCAACACCGCCUCCGCCUCCUCAUACAGCACCCCCCGGACCGUUCAAUCAAUUCUUUCCCCGAGAUACCGUCAGGUUCAAGUUCUUCACCACUUACACCCCGAACGAGGUCAUGGCUAUGGCUUCCGUGAGAGCCACUCGUAUCAAGAUGAAAGACCAGGACAUCCGGAAGGACAUUGCCACUUACGUGGACAAGAGGGUCGAGGACUUCAGUACCAUCAAGUCAACGAAAGACCCGCCAACAGAAGUGGCAGAUUCGAUCAAAGAGCAAGCAGAGUCAUUCUUUGUCUACGCCAAUUGCUCCAUGGAAGACGGAUUCUCGACCGCAAGAGAUGAUGAUGAGUACGGGUUCUCCAUGAGCCGCCGGAUCUUUCCAUAUCCGCAAAAGCUAGGAAAGUACUAUGACUACAACCUGCUACCCUUGUUCCAGAACAUUAGCAACGACAAUUACGCCCUUUCAGCGCUGCACGUCAUCCUAGGCACCAUUGGACAUAUUCGUGGCAAGACCUUGCGUGACGCUCUCGCAUGCCUUCACGAUAAUCCCCGUCUGAAGUUCAUCGAUAUUCAGACAAUCUUGAUGCAUCAAUGCCCUCGGCUGAUCAGAGUCAGCGACGAAUUCGAGGCCUCCCCCUUACACCCCUCCCUUAGAAUCCACUUCAAUUCGUACAUCAGCAAAGAUGAACAACAUGCCAACAUGGCGUCGCUCUGUCUCAAGUAUCUUUCGCAGCCCAUGUUUGGAGGAGGUCUUUCCAGAGAUGCUGAACGGGAAUGUCCGUUUUACCAUUACGCAGCAAGAAAUUGGCGGACGCAUUUCAAGCUCUCAGGGGACAAAACGGCAAAGCUGAUACCCCUAGUGCACCGUUUUUUCAACUCAUCAUCAUACGGAACUUGGAGUCGCCACAUAGACGGAACAAUAUCAUCGUCCCAUGGUAUUACUCCUCCUGUCGUGGCUCUUAUCACUGCGAACGCCGCAAAUAUCGUUCACCUUGUUGUCGACUUGUACGUCAUGGACGAUCCAGAAACGUACCCUUGGCAAACCGGAGUAUGGGGCUUCUUUUGGCGGCUCAAGCAAAAUGCGUGGAGAGACUACCCUCGGCUUGCCAUGUUCAUUGACUCAUUCAGAGAGAGACAUGAUGAGAUGAUAGUCGACGAAGCAGGUCUUUCUCCGUUGAUGCAUGCUGCAAAGGAGCCGGUGGGUCUGCCAGAUAUGGUUCGCCAUUUCCUGCAGCGUCCCUUCGACAUCAACCGAAGAGACUACGCCAUAGGCGCCACCGCGUUGAUGUUCUUUUGUAGAUUCAACACCGAUCCGGAUCAAGAUCUCAUUUCAGAGAUGAUCGAUGCGUUCAAGAGAGCAGGAGCAGAUGUGAACAUGUCUACUUACAGGGGAGAGACCCCUCUGUGGCUGGCAUGCAGCAACGGAAACCCGAUCCUGGUCGAGGAGCUCCUUCGAGUCGGGGCCAACCCCAACAUCUCAGAUAUAGACGGGUCGACGCCCAUACACCAGGCAUUCAGCAAGCCAACGAAAUAUUCUUAUCAGAUCAUCGACAAGCUUAGUCGAGCUGGGGCCGACCUGAAUAUCAAGUUUCCUGUCCCAGAUAGACUGAUACCAAUGACAGCAUCAAUCGUCGACAUGCAUUUCGACAUAUUUUUACACCUAUUAGACAACAUCGACGAUAUCAACCAGAGAGAUGAGGCGGGCUUUGCUGCCAUACACUUGCUGGUGCAGCCGAAAUACGCUGAUUGGCUUCCUCAUCUGCUUGAACGACGGGACUUGGACGUUGAUCUUCUCACGGACUCUGAGUCCAGUAACGGUGCACCAGUUCGAUUGACGGCUUUAUCUUACGCGAUUACCGAGCAGAACUUCCAGGCCGUCGAAUUGCUUCUAAGGGCCGGAUCAAAUCCCGACCGUCAUCCACAGGCAAGCGACAAGUCACCACUGUUUGUUGCCGUGGACUUCGUUGCGGGGAGAAUGGAAGACAUCGGCGAUAAAGACCCGAACGGAAACCUCGAUAUCGCAGAGCUGUUGAUCUCUUAUAACAGCUCCAUCAACACUAUCAAUCCCAAGGCAAAACGUCAUACAAGAUCACCAUUAAUGCUAGCAGUCAAGAAUCAGAACUACCCAAUGGUUGAGCUUCUCCUGAAGCACGGUGCAGACCCCACCUUGGAAGAAGCUUACAAUCUCCCUGGCGUUCUGGACGCAGCCGUAUAUGGGGGCAAUGUGGGAAUUCUCAAGUUGCUUCUGGAACAUUCGUUGCCUCCAAGUAUCAACUAUGUACCAAAAGACUUCGACCACAUCCUUAUCGAGGCGGCGGAGAAGGAUGUAGAGUUGGUGAAGCUACUCCUGGAUCACGGUGCCGAUACAAAGCGAUUCUUAGCACCUGGUGACCCCAGAACCCCGCUACAGGCUGCAGUCCAGGAGGGAAAUCUUGGUUUAUGCAAGCUAUAUGUCGAACAUGAGCCGGAGCUGGUGAACUACCAGGCUAAUGAGGGCUUGGUGUGCGAAACGCCUCUGAACAUUGCAGCCAGAGAAGGCCACCUGGAGAUUGUUCAAUGUCUCCUCGAAGCAGGGGCCAAACCCAACAUUCAAUCGUUCUACUAUCAGGAGACACCGCUCUGGUCAGCAUGUUCUCGAGGAAAGUUCGAGAUUGCCAAGCUUCUCUAUGAGAGAGCUCCUGAAACCAUCAACAUCCCUUCUUAUGACGGCGAGACACCCCUCAUGGGAGCAUGCUCCUCCGGUGCCAUUAAACUAGUUGCCUUUCUUCUUGACAGUGGAGCCGAACUUACGCCGAGAUGCUCAAACUGCGGCUCCUGUGUCUGGAAAGCCUUGACGAAUAAUAGUGACGCACCAGCGUACAAGAUGAUCGAACUGCUGAUUCAGCACGGUCUUGGCGUGGACGAUGUCGUCAGCUCGGUCGGAUUUACCGUGCUGGGGGAGGCCUGCAGGAGCGGGGAUCUGCCGGCGGUGCGGUACUUGUUGGACUUGGGUGCUGAUCCGGUGAAAGGACAACUCUGUCCGGGAAAAGAACCAUCAGACAAUUCUUGGAGGAGUGCCGCGCAAGUUGCCGUGGACAACCGUGAACCUGGGAUCCUCGAUGCCUUGCUCCAGCAUCCCAAGGUCGCUGACUUCAUUGCCAACGCCGAUGUUUAUGGGGAGACGGUACUGCAUACGGACGACCCGCAAACGGAGGUACCGGUAAUGAUGACUAUGAUCCAUAAUACGUGUGAGAGGCUGAGAAGGGAGACCGGCAUGGAUCAUUGGGAAAGGAUGCUGCGUGCUGAAGAUUUCGGGGGCCAGAAACCACUUGAUACCGCACUGGGAGGGCACCACAAAACGCUGACUGACCAGGCUGUCGCCAACGCCGACGAAUUCAUCGCACAGUAUGUCGCGCAAUUAGUCACAGCCCAGCAUAGGACGAUUGACGACCACUUUUACAUCAUCAGAAUGCUAUCGCGGCUACUCCUCCUCCGAACUUGUUACGACGAUGAAGCUGUAAGACUGAUACAGGCGUACGUCGUGGAUCCUUGGGUGAGGGAGAAGGACAACCGUGUCGAGGAAGCGGUGUUCUGCGAGUACUAUUGCGAUGAGUGCGGCAAAGAUGCCGAGGAGGAGACGCUCUACUUCUGCCGGUUUUGUGUAUGGACUACUGGACGGUGCUGCUUCACCGACUACAAAGGGAUGCAUGAACCGAUUGAAGUCCCAUUGGUCAUGGAGAGGCGCAUUGUGGAUAUCAAUUCGGAGGAGUUCAUCGGUGUGCUCAGAGUCCUUGAGCAAGACUUUGUCACCAACAAAGCCCCCCGCGUCGCGGAACCCGCCCAGAAGGAGCUAUUUCAGGCGGAUCCUGAGUCCGAAGACACGACGCUGUCCCUCGCCUUUCUGCAUUCCUUGGGGUAUCUUGAGUUCCGCCGUCGUGCAUGGAGUCCUUACCUUCCCUUGACAUCCAAGAUAUACAAGCGUAUCGAGCCGUGGGAAUCCUUCAUGAGGCAGGAGAGGAAGGAAUUUCAAGAGUGGGUCUACCGGACGGAAACCGCGCCAUGGAGACUGAAGAACGAACUUGAAUAUUUCCUCGAAUCAGGCAGGAAGACCGCUUACAAGGACGUUGGCACCACCAUAGUCGAGGAGAUAAUGAGGGAUGUGGGUGUACUAUUUCACGAGCCAGGCCGCAGCAGAAGCCCGCGGAUGCUGCGGCCGAAUGAGAGGGGAGAGAGGGCCCCACGCAUGCUUUCUGACGAAGAAUCUGACUGA
Molecule: messenger RNA, 5832 nt
Organism: Colletotrichum gloeosporioides
Lineage: Eukaryota; Fungi; Ascomycota; Sordariomycetes; Glomerellales; Glomerellaceae
Exons: 8
Coding region: 1-5832 (1943 amino acids)
Molecular function (GO): protein binding
Source: RefSeq, a predicted model, not a curated record